AUGAAAUAUCUGGAUUCAGUGGUAAGAGAAGAAAACAAGAGUGGCUUGAUGGAGCUUGUAAUUCUUGUCCCAUGUUGUUUCUUCCUCGUAGCUUUAACAAAGUUCCUUUAUCAUUACCUGUGGGUACCUCUUCGUAUACAGCAUAUGAUGAAUUCACAGGGCAUCAAAGGACCUCCUUACAGAUUCAUCCAUGGCAACAAUAAAGAAGUUACCAAAAUGAGAAAGGAAGCAUUAAGCAAAGCUGUGGGCUUGACAGAUGAUUUAUUUCCCAGAUUACAACCACAUAUUUAUUCCUGGAUCAAUACAUAUGGGAAGAAUUUUGUUUAUUGGAAUGGCGUUCGAGCUGAAGUGGUGAUUUCAGAACCUGAAUUGAUCAAAGAGGUUAUGAAAAAUAGUGAGAAAAUUUUUCAGAGAAGGAAGCUUACAGAUGUUGGUGGGAAGCUCCUGGGAAAUGGCUUGUGUUCAUUGAGGGAGAAAAAUGGGCAAAGCAUCGAAAGCUGGCCAAUCAUGCUUUCAUGGGGAAAGCCUAAAGGUAAAUCCUCCAAAUCUAUAAAUUAGUUGUAAUUAAUUUAUAAGAAUUAUACAUAAAUGGCAUGUAAAGUUUAUUAUUUAAUAUGAAAAAUUU
This is a messenger RNA of Gossypium arboreum, 625 nucleotides long. RefSeq names its product cytochrome P450 CYP749A22-like. Gene Ontology annotation, molecular function: monooxygenase activity; iron ion binding; oxidoreductase activity, acting on paired donors, with incorporation or reduction of molecular oxygen. The transcript is spliced from 2 exons. Bases 1 to 558 code for a protein of 185 amino acids. The record is from RefSeq and is a predicted model, not a curated record. Lineage: Eukaryota; Viridiplantae; Streptophyta; Magnoliopsida; Malvales; Malvaceae.